AUGGCAGAGUCUUGUGAUGCUGGAAGAAGGGGAGGAAGGAGGAAGAAUUCUGUCAAGGGUGGUGCUCGAGGGAAAUCUGGUGGGAAUCUGCCUGUUGGUAGCAUGGAACUGGGAAUAGCUGUAAGAGGCAACACAGAACAGCCUUUGCUCCUGGUACCCAGCUCACCACUUUUCAUGGUUUAUGUGGAAACGCCUGAUUGCCAUCUAGCACCGAGCGGGUCUGAUGAGGAUCCAAGCUACUGGAUACAGGUGCAUCGACUGGAACAUGGAGAUGGAGGAAUACUGGAUAUUGACGACAUCCUCUGUGAUGUAGCAGAUGAUAAAGACAGACUGGUAGCAGUGUUUGAUGAGCAGGAUCCACAUCAUGGAGGUGAUGGCACCAGUGCUAGCUCCACAGGCACCCAGAGUCCAGAGAUAUUUGGCAGUGAACUUGGUACCAACAAUGUUUCAGCUUUUCAGCCUUAUCAAGCAACAAGUGAAAUUGAGGUCACACCUUCAGUCCUUCGUUCAAAUAUGCCUCUUCAUGUCCGACGAAGCAGUGACCCAGCUUUAAUUGGCCUCUCAACUUCUGUCAGUGAUAGUAAUUUUUCCUCUGAAGAGCCUUCACGAAAAAACCCCACACGCUGGUCAACAACAGCUGGCUUCCUUAAGCAAAACAUUUCUGGUAGCCCUAAAACCUGUGACAGAAAGAAAGAUGAAAACUACAGAAGCCUCCCCCGGGAUACUAGUAACUGGUCUAACCAAUUUCAGAGAGACAAUGCUCGGUCAUCCCUGAGUGCUAGUCACCCCAUGGUGGACAAAUGGCUGGAGAAGCAAGAACAGGAUGAGGAUGGGACAGAAGACAACAGUCGUGUUGAACCUGUUGGACAUGCUGACAGUGGUUUGGAGAACAUACCCAACUUUUCUCUGGAUGAUAUGGUAAAGCUCGUACACGUCCCCAACGAUGGAGGGCCUCUGGGAAUCCAUGUAGUGCCUUUCAGUGCCCGAGGAGGCAGAACCCUAGGGUUAUUAGUAAAACGACUGGAGAAAGGUGGUAAAGCUGAACAAGAAAACCUUUUUCAUGAGAACGAUUGCAUUGUCAGGAUUAAUGAUGGUGAUCUUCGAAAUAGAAGAUUUGAACAAGCACAGCAUAUGUUUCGUCAAGCCAUGCGCACACCCAUCAUUUGGUUCCAUGUGGUUCCUGCAGCAAAUAAAGAGCAGUAUGAACAACUCUCCCAAAGUGAGAAGAACAAUUACUAUUCAGGCCGCUUUAGCCCUGAGAGCCAUUAUAUUGAUAACAGGAAUGUGAACAGUGCAGGGCUUCAGGCACCACAGAGAGCGCCCAGACUGAUCCACCAGGCCGAGCAGAUGGACUUGCACCCACGACUACCUCAGAGCACACAGCCCUCUGGAAAGCCACCAGCAGCUCCAGCCCCAGCACCACAAAGUGUAUUUGGUACAAGUGUAAGCAGUGGUUAUAAUACCAAAAAAAUAGGCAAGAGGCUGAAUAUCCAGCUUAAGAAAGGUACAGAAGGUUUGGGAUUCAGCAUAACUUCCAGAGAUGUAACAAUAGGAAGCUCAGCUCCAAUUUAUGUGAAAAACAUCCUUCCCAGGGGGGCUGCCAUCCAAGAUGGACGGCUGAAGGCAGGGGACCGCCUGGUAGAGGUCAAUGGAGUAGAUUUAGCAGGCAAAUCCCAAGAGGAAGUUGUUUCCCUGUUGAGAAGCACCAAAAUGGAAGGGACUGUUAGCCUUCUGGUCUUUCGCCAAGAAGAUGCCUUUCACCCAAGGGAACUGAAUGCAGAGCCAAGCCAGAUGCAGAUUCCAAAAGAAACGAAAGCAGAAGAGGAGGAUGUUGUUCUCACACCUGAUGGCACCAGGGAAUUUUUGACAUUUGAAGUUCCACUUAACGAUUCAGGAUCAGCAGGUCUUGGUGUCAGUGUCAAAGGUAACCGGUCAAAAGAGAACCAUGCGGAUUUGGGAAUCUUUGUCAAGUCCAUUAUUAAUGGAGGAGCAGCAUCUAAAGAUGGAAGGCUUCGGGUGAAUGAUCAGCUGAUAGCAGUGAAUGGAGAAUCCUUGUUGGGCAAGACAAACCAAGAUGCCAUGGAAACUCUCAGAAAGUCUAUGUCCACUGAAGGGAACAAGCGAGGAAUGAUCCAGCUUAUUGUUGCGAGGCGAAUAAGCAAGUGCAAUGAGCUCAAGUCACCUGGGAGCCUCUCGGGACCUGAGUUGCCCGUUGAAACGGUAUUGGAUGAUAGAGAACGAAGAAUUUCCCAUUCCCUCUACAGCGGGAUUGAGAGGCUCGAUGAAUCCCCCACAAGGAAUGUUGCACUCAGUAGGAUAAUGGGAAAAUACCAGCUGUCCCCCACAGUGAAUAUGCCCCAAGAUGACACUGUCAUUAUAGAAGAUGACAGGUUGCCAAUGCUUCCUCCACAUCUCUCCGACCAGUCAUCUUCCAGCUCUCAUGAUGAUGUGGGAUUUGUGACGACAGACCCUGAAACCUGGGCUAAGGCUGCAAUCAGUGAUUCAGCAGACUGCUCUUUGAGUCCAGAUGUUGAUCCAGUUCUUGCUUUUCAACGAGAAGGAUUUGGACGCCAGAGUAUGUCAGAAAAACGCACAAAGCAAUUUUCAGAUGCCAGUCAAUUGGAUAUCGUUAAAACACGAAAAUCAAAAAGCAUGGAUUUAGGUAUAGCUGACGAGACUAAACUCAGUACAGUGGAUGACCAGAAAGCAGGUUCCCCCAGCAGAGAUGUGGGGCCUUCCCUGGGUCUGAAGAAGUCGAGCUCAUUAGAAAGUCUGCAGACGGCAGUUGCUGAGGUGACUUUGAAUGGGGAUAUUCCUUUCCAUCGCCCACGGCCACGGAUAAUCAGAGGAAGGGGAUGCAAUGAGAGCUUCAGAGCUGCCAUUGACAAGUCUUAUGAUAAACCCACAGUAGAUGAUGAUGAUGAAGGCAUGGAGACAUUGGAAGAAGACACAGAAGAAAGCUCAAGAUCAGGGAGAGAGUCUGUGUCCACAGCCAGUGACCAGCCUUCGUAUUCUCUGGAAAGACAAAUGAAUGGAAACCAAGAGAAAGGAGAUAAGACUAACAGGAGAAAGGAUAAAACUGGAAAAGAGAAGAAAAAAGACAGAGAUAAGGAAAAGGAUAAAGUGAAAGCCAAGAAGGGAAUGCUGAAGGGCCUGGGCGACAUGUUCAGGUUUGGCAAACAUCGAAAAGAUGACAAGAUUGAGAAAACGGGUAAAAUAAAAAUACAGGACUCCCUUACUUCAGAAGAGGAGAGAAUACGAAUGAAGCAGGAGCAGGAGAGGAUUCAAGCCAAAACUCGAGAAUUUAGAGAGCGACAAGCUCGGGAGCGUGACUAUGCUGAAAUUCAGGAUUUUCAUCGGACGUUUGGUUGUGAUGAUGAGUUGAUGUAUGGGGGAAUUUCUUCCUAUGAGGGUUCCAUGGCUCUCAGUGCCAGACCCCAGAGCCCAAGAGAAGGACAUGUGAUGGAUGCUUUGUACGCUCAAGUAAAGAAGUCGCGGAAUUCCAAACCUUCACCAGUAGACAGCAACAGAUCAACUCCUAGCAACCAUGAUCGGAUACAGCGUCUGCGGCAGGAGUUCCAGCAAGCAAAGCAGGAUGAAGAUGUAGAAGAUCGGCGACGGACCUACAGCUUUGAACAACCCUGGCCCAGCUCCCGGCCUCCGGCGCAGAGCGGCAGGCACUCGGUGUCCGUGGAGGUGCAGAUGCAGCGCCAGCGGCAGGAGGAACGCGAGAGCUUCCAGCAGGCCCAGCGCCAGUACAGCUCCCUGCCUCGGCAAAGCAGGAAAAAUGCCAGCUCUGUCUCCCAGGAUUCCUGGGAGCAGAACUACUCGCCUGGGGAAGGCUUCCAGAGUGCCAAGGAGAACCCCAGGUACUCCAGCUACCAAGGCUCCAGAAAUGGCUACCUGGGCGGGCAUGGCUUCAACGCCAGGGUGAUGCUGGAGACCCAGGAGCUCCUUCGCCAAGAACAGAGACGGAAAGAGCAGCAGAUGAAGAAGCAGCCCCCCCCUGAGGGGCUCAACAACUAUGACUCAUAUAAGAAUGUCCAGGACCCCAGUUACACUCUACCUAAGGGACCGUUCCGGCAGGAUGUGCCUCCCUCCCCGUCUCAGGUCGCUAGGCUAAACAGACUGCAGACUCCUGAGAAAGGGAGACCCUUCUAUUCCUGAGCAGGAGAAGAGUGAAUGCUUCAUUCAUGCAAUAAAGGACACUUUCCUGGGAAGAGUUGUUGUAUUUUGGGAGUUUUUUAAAAACCUCCAUGGUACUAUGAAAUAUUUCUGUUGUUGGUAUUAGUGCCUUUAAGCAAUAUGGGCAGAGAAAUGGAAGGCCUUAAUGUCUUUGCCAGUAUGUCUCAAGUGUAUUUCAUGGAAGGAUUUCCCACCAUCUGACAAUCAUCUGCUUGAAGCAUUCAUAUGCUCUGCAUCUCUCAGGAGGACCAGGAAUUCUUGGCCGACUCAAGAGAUGUUCAUGGAUUUGUGUCACAGCCCCAUAAACUUGUGCUGACAAAUUACCUUGAAGCUGAGGUUAAUGUUGAUUUCUUUUUACUCCCUUUAAGUUUUCUGAGAUAUAAGGUGCCUCUCAGUUUCUAGUGGAUGAAAGUGGGUGACAUACUGCAGAAACUGGGGCUUUAUGGUACUUCACAGCACAGUCAUUUAUAUUUGGUACAGUUUUCCCUUUUCAUUCUCAGCUCCUCAUAACAGGAAAGUUCCUUCAUGUUAUAAAGAAGCUAAGCCAUAUUCCAGCACUGUCUGGUUAUCGUGGGGCUCCUUUUGUAACUGCCUUAUAACUCAACAUUACCAGUAAAGUGAUCAUUCUAGUCUGAGAUUAUAAAUGCUCUUUUUCAGUCAUGUUCCUAAUACAUGUGUUGAGUCACCACAUGUCUGAGUAGGGAAGGUAGGAGAUGGGAGGGACCCCUGGAAGGGAGGGACUGGGCCUGCCUGUCGUCCCUGUGUAUAUCAUGAUCUGGGAGGUGGUAGUGAAGGAAACAAUUCUCCCAGGAUGAGCUUCUGCCCAGUACAUCCCAGUAAUUAUUUUCAUUAGUUUUUGAUUGACAGGUUGGCAGGAAGGGUAUAGAGUGGGACAAAGAUAGGUCAGUCAUUUGGAGACUCUAAAAACUCAUCUGCUUUCUACUGUUUCUCAAGUCGAUAGGAAUUGACGUGUGUCUAGUGCAUCCACAUGUUACAUUUCUGCCUGGUGAUGGCAUCCGUGCUACUAAAUAACUCUGCUAUGAAACAGAAAAGACAAAUAAGGGAAAACCCGUCACACUUCACAAAGAGAACAUUCUGG
This is a messenger RNA of Miniopterus natalensis, 5284 nucleotides long. NCBI's taxonomy places the organism in Eukaryota, Metazoa, Chordata, Mammalia, Chiroptera, Miniopteridae. The record is from RefSeq and is a predicted model, not a curated record.